Messenger RNA from Fonticula alba, 1287 nucleotides. RefSeq lists its product as hypothetical. Gene Ontology annotation, molecular function: actin filament binding. Lineage: Eukaryota; Rotosphaerida; Fonticulaceae. Gene Ontology annotation, biological process: regulation of actin filament polymerization. Gene Ontology annotation, cellular component: plasma membrane; cortical actin cytoskeleton; actin filament. The transcript is spliced from 4 exons. The coding region runs from base 142 to 1287 and encodes 381 amino acids. The record is from RefSeq and is a predicted model, not a curated record.
CCCAGCCAGGGGGCGAGGGGCGAAGGACCCGCAUUUUUCGGAACCGUCCCCCAAGCCGCGGCCCCUUUGUUGGGCUUGGAGACACAGGAUUGUUUUUUUUUCCAUUUCUCCCCCCUCCCUGCACCCCUGCUCACUCAAACCAUGUGGAAGAGCGCCACCUCCAACGUCCCUCCCCCCCGCGUCAACACCAUCGCCAACACCCAUGACGAUGAUGACGACUGGGAUACCGACCCCACCUUUGUGAACGACGUCUCCGAGCGCGAGCAGCGCUUCGGGUCCAAGACCGUGGCCAACUCCGGCCGCACCGAGGAGGUGAUCGACAUCCAUGCCCUCCGCUCGACCACCAUCCACACUCACGAGAGCAAGGUCCGCUCCGAGUAUGAGGCCCGCGGCAAGUUCUCCUUCGGCUAUGGCGGCGCGCAUGGCGUGCACAACAGCGACCAGUCGGUCGGCACCUCGGCCUCCCCGGCCGCCCAUGAGUCCGUGCCGAAGUACGUUCCCCCGACCAAGACCGAGGUCUCGGCCCCGGCCUCCAGCCUGCGCAGCAAGUUCGAGUCCCUGUCGAUGGCCAACGAGAAUGCCGCCCGCCAGGAGGAGGAGGAGGCUCGUCGUCGUCGCGAGGAGGCCGAUCGCCGGGAGCAGGAGCGCCUUGCCCGCCAGGAGCAGGAGCGCCUCGCCCGCGAGGAGGCCGACCAGCAGCGCCAGGAGGCCGCGCGCCAGGCCGAGCAGGAGCGCCUGGCCCGUGAGCAGGAGGCCGACCGCGAGGCGGCCGCCGCUCGCCAGGCUGAGCAGGCCCACCAGACUGCCGAGGCCGAUGCCGAGCGCGCCGAGCAGGAGCGCUACGCCCGCGAGCAGGCCGAGUACCAGGCCGAGCAGGAGCGCUACGCCCGCGAGCAGGCCGAGUACGAGGCUCAGCAGGCUGCGUAUGAGGCCCAGCAGGCCGAGUAUGAGGCCCAGCAGGCUGCCGCCGCCGCCGAGGCCGAGGCCGCCGCUGCCGCCGCCGAGGCCGAGGCCGCCGCCGCCGCCGCCGCUGCCGAGGCUGAGGCCGCCGCCGCCGCUGCUGCCGCCGCCGCCGAGGCCGCUACUCCCGCCGCCGACGGCGCUGCCGCCGAUGAGGGGACCACCGCCAUCGCCCUGUACGACUACGCCGCUGCCGAUUCUGACGAGCUGACCCUCUACGAGGGUGCGCGCCUGACUCAGAUCGAGGUUGUCGAUGAGAACUGGUGGCGUGGCUACUGCGAUGGCAACUACGGCAUGUUCCCCUCGAACUAUGUUGAGCUCCAGUAA